Messenger RNA from Acanthamoeba castellanii str. Neff, 2535 nucleotides. RefSeq lists its product as uncharacterized. The record is from RefSeq and is a predicted model, not a curated record. NCBI's taxonomy places the organism in Eukaryota, Discosea, Longamoebia, Acanthamoebidae. Gene Ontology annotation, molecular function: mRNA binding. The transcript is spliced from 11 exons. Gene Ontology annotation, cellular component: cytoplasm. Gene Ontology annotation, biological process: intracellular distribution of mitochondria. The coding region runs from base 1 to 2535 and encodes 844 amino acids.
AUGUCACAUAACACACCCAGCCCGCUGGUGGCGCUGCUCGAUUGGUGGGGCUACCGACUGAUGUGCUACUCCAUGCUGCCCAUCACGGCCGAGACCCUGGCCUACGGCUCGGCCGACGGUGGCAACACGGUGCACAGUGGCAUCCAGGAGCUGAACAAGCGGAUCAAGGUGGUGUCGACGGUGCUCAACCUCAAGGGCCACUGGGCAGGCCUCGCCCAGAAACGGUUCCUCUACACCUGCUGCGACAUCGAGGGUCACCGCGGCGCGGACGGGCACUAUUACGUCGUGGACACGGCCCGGCUGUUUCCACCAGAGGCGCCCGUGGAGGGAGCACCGCCCACGUCGUUCCUCUACCGUCUCCUCAGGCCCGAGUUCGUGCGCGAGUACGACCGGCCGCUGUCCAGCGACGCCUUCAGCAAGUUCGGCGAAGACGACCAUCAGGCCCACAACCAAGAGGUGAGGAAUGCGACGGAGAGGCUCAAGCAGGACGUCAUCCGCCGCUUUGCCGACGAGCUGGAGUCUAACGUGGCCUCAUCGUCGUCGUGGCCCUAUCCCGGCGACACCUUGGUCCAAGAGCUUCAUCGGCGCGGCAUCAACGUGCGCGGGCUCGCGCUGCUGCUCAACCACGUGUCACAUCCGCAGCUGCGCGCUCGUCUUCUCUCCGAACUCAUCGCCCGCGCCAUCAAGUGGGACGUGAGGGCGGCCAUGCGCGGCAAGAUCAAGGCCGAGAUGAAGCGGGCUCGCGACGAGCGCCGCCGCAGGGCAGCUUCACCACCACCGCCGCCGUCGUCUUCGUCAUCGACUGCGACCGGCGAGUGCCGCAAGUGCGCGCUGGAGCGGGAGAUGCGCGGCAUGGUCUGCGAGUGCUUCCGGCGGGCGUUCGCCGACGGUCCCGCGGAGCUGUGGGCGCGCGUGCGGAGCCGCCUCUGCGCGCUCUACCCCGGCUUUGCUGCCAAGGCCGCCGGAGCUGAGGGCGGGGAGCAGGAGCAAGUGCUGCGCCACUUGUCCCUCCCGGACAUACUCCACCGCGUUGAGGCCAUGCUCGGCAUCACCUUCGCCUCCAAAGACCUCAAGCCCGGCGAGACGCUGGAGCAGGGGAUGUUCGCGGAGGAGCAGCUGGGCGGCAUAGAGAUCCGUACGAAGGAGGCCUACGUGCUGCCGCGCAUCCAGGCCGACUGCUACGCGCUCCUCGCCGCCCGCAAGAAGAGCAAAAUCGACCGAGGCGGCCCCAAGAAGCAGGAGGCGGUGUGCUAUUUCCGCAUGGCGGCGGGACUGUACGAGAACGUGAUCAAGUGCAAGGCCAACGACGAGUACGCCCUCUACAACUGGGGGCUCGCGCUCCUCCACGGCGCCGAGCUGGAGGGAACGGCGGACGGCGCGCGGGAGGCGGUGGCCAAGUUCGGGGCGUGUCUCGAUGUGUGCCGGCGCGCGGUCCCGCCCAACCACGACCUUGCCGCCCUCGGCCUCAAGGCCGCCGCCGAGUGCCUGGCCUACCUCGCCUCCCUUCCUCCCACCACAAUUGCCGGAGUCGAGGCGACGAACAAGCAGUGGCUGUUCCUUCAGGCCGAUCGGCAUUUUAGCGCCGCCUUGGCCAUUCUCACGCAGCUCUCGUCAUCGCCAUCCGACCUGUCGCCCAUCCCAGCGCCUCUUGAGGCCGCAUCCUCUUCAUCGUCGCCCUUCGACGCGCCCGCGUCGCUGACCUCCGACUUGGACGCUUUCUUUUCCUCGGCCGCCGCCCUCCUUCCCGCGGCCAGCGCGUCGGCGGCGGCGUGGGUUGGCGGCGACCACGAAGACGAGAUCCUGCGCCUGCUCUACAACUGGGCCAACCUGCGGCGCGCGUGGGCGGCGGCAGGUACGAGCGGCGGCGACGAUGAUGUCCAAGCGCGUCGUCGCACGCUCCUGCUGGAGGCCUCGCUCGCGCUCUACCAGCUGUGCAUGCCGGCCAUCGCGCGGUGGACCACCUCGGCCAAGAGCGAAAACGACGCGAAGACGAACGCGAAGAAGGAAGAAAACGGCGCCGGCGAGGAGUGGAGCAAGGGCCAGGAGGACCUGCGCGCGGCCGCGAGCCACAUCCCCACCUGGUACAGCGAGCACCGGGCGCAGCCUACGGAGGUGACCAACCACCAGCAGCCGCGGGCCGCGAAGGGCACACGCGAGGAGAAGGAGGCCAGGGACCACCGGCGGCGCGCGGCCCAGGUGCUGGCCAACUGGGGCGUGGCCCUGGUCGAGCUCGGGCGGACGGCCGCCGCCGCCACCCCGACCCCGACCCCGGCGCAGCUGCGGUGGUGGGGCGAGGCCAAGGCCAAGCUGGCGGCGGCCGAGGGCGUGGAGUCGGGCGCGGGCGCGUACAACCUGGGCUGCGUGGCCGCGCUUGAGGGCAACGCGGACGACAGCCGGCGGUGGCUCGAGAAGUGCCGGCGCGACGGGCGUGGACCCGCGGUCGAGCUGUGGAGCGGCGACAACGAUCUGGCCUCGGUGCGCGACCAGGCCUGGUUCAAGGCCCUUCUGCACCAGCCCGAGGCCACCACAGUGUAA